AUGAGUGAUGUUGAAUAUGAGAGGGAAAGGGAAGGUCCAUUGCCCUAUCCUCAAUAUAAUAAACCACCACCUCCUCAUUCAAGUUAUCGUCCAGAUCGUUAUGAACCUUCUACAAGAAGAGUAGACAAUAUUGGGUUAGAAUUGAGUACACAAGAAGAUGCAAUGAAUGAUCAAGAAGAAUUUCGUUAUGAAGUUAAUGAACAACCACAAUAUCAUGUAACAAGAGCUAUAUUUCUUGGUAAUUUACGUCGUCCUAUAAAUGCAGGUCAUUUUCAACAAUAUUUAAAAGAUUUAGUUUCUGAAAUUAAAGAUUUUAAUAUUAGAAUUGAAAGGGCAUGGUUAAAUAGACCAAGAACUCAUGGAAUUGUUUUAGUAAAUAGUGAAGAAGGAGCUGAAUAUUUAAGAAAUCGAUUAUCUGGAUCAAUAUAUCCAUCAAAGGAAGAAGAUUUAAAAUUAAAAGAAGAAUUUGAAAAUAAAGAAAUUGAAAGAUUUGAACAUGAACAAAAAUUAUAUAAUGAAGAAUUGGAAAAAAUGGAUGAAAAUGAAUCUAAAAAUUUACAACCACCAACAGAACCAAGAGAAUUUUCAGUGGAGAGAAUACCGUUAUAUGCUGAUUAUAUACCUGUAAAAGCAAUAAAUCAAUGGACAUUUGAAGAAGAUAGAGGACCAAGGGAUGGGAAAUGGAAAUUAGAAUUUGUAACUAGAGGAGAUGAAUUAAUAGCUUCACAUACUUUAUUGAAUGGGGAAUUUAUACCAAGAUAUCAACCACCACCUCGUAAUGGAUUUAGAGGUGGUAGAUAUUCAACAAGAGGUGGUUAUAGUAGAGGAGGUUAUAGCCGCGGGGGUGGUGGAAUUGGAGGUGCAAGAACUGACACAUAUGUACCGGGAGCAUCUAGAGAUUCAAGAUCUACAGAUUCAUAUGUCCCAUCAAGAAGAGAUAGGGAAAGAUCACCAAGUAGAUAA
This is a messenger RNA of Lodderomyces pseudojiufengensis, 963 nucleotides long. RefSeq lists its product as uncharacterized. The coding region runs from base 1 to 963 and encodes 320 amino acids. Lineage: Eukaryota; Fungi; Ascomycota; Pichiomycetes; Serinales; Debaryomycetaceae. The transcript has a single exon. The record is from RefSeq and is a predicted model, not a curated record.